Molecule: messenger RNA, 1859 nt
Organism: Magallana angulata
Lineage: Eukaryota; Metazoa; Mollusca; Bivalvia; Ostreida; Ostreidae
Exons: 10
Coding region: 17-1672 (551 amino acids)
Source: RefSeq, a predicted model, not a curated record
UUCUAAACAAGAGAACAUGAAGUUGUGUUGUUGGAAAGUUUUAGUCUUAUUUGCAUAUCCCAUGCUCUGUAUCCGAGCACCAUGGUUGAGUACUUGGCAAACCUUCACACAAAACCAACCCAGUCCGACUGUUAUCCCCCACCCCCUCAACGAGUACCCCGCCAAAGUGGACGUGCAGAUCCGUGUGACCGAAGGCUCACAGCAGCAGAUAUUUUCUGGGAUUGGUUGGUGUCAGCGUGAUGAUGAUGAUCCCAAUCCUUAUGGGGGAAUUGUUUACAUCUAUAACCAUCAAGAAGUGAAGCUCUACACACCCAUUAUAUCCAAUACUCCAUCCAAUAACCAGGACGGUGUAUUUGCUUAUACUGGUGGAGCUGUGUUCAACGGACCAUUUGAGGGUAACUACGCAACAGCUGACAUCAGAGUGAGGGUUUGGAGAAUGUGCGAUUUCCCGCCAGCAAACUUUACGUCUGCAAAUGUUUACACUGUGUCUACUUCAGGAUUUUCUUACACUGAGAUACCACACAACAUUGGAUAUUAUCCAGAUCUUAUUGUUGUACAAUUAAAACUGCCAAAUGGGUUUGUUUCUGAAGCACAAGGUGCAGUAUUUAAGGAACAAGCCGUUUAUUCCUACAACAUUGUAUGUGGAGUAAUAAUGGCAUAUGAUAGCAGCAACAUUCGUCUUUGGCCAGCGACUAAUGGUAUUGGGUCUGGGCAAUAUGGAGUAUUUUGUGUCUCGGAGGGAUGGAGUACUAGUGAGUCAUUAUAUACAUAUUCAUCCGCCGAUGUCUAUGUGCAAGCAUGGAAAUUUAGCAUUUCGGACAUUCUGUUCACUCAGACGGACACAAGAGGUUCGGGAAUAUCUGUUUCUUCUACCAUCACCCUGCCACAGCCAUUUAAUAUAGAUAACCACAUAUUUCUUGUGCAGUCACAAGCUGUGGACAGAAGCUAUAUCAACUACAUGUUUGAGGGGGCAGGGUCAGCGCUUAGUGACGGCUCGGCUUUCUUCGCGAGAAUAGGUGCUGUGGUGUACUCGUACAAUCAGAACGAAAUCAAUCUGUGGUACCCGGGUGCUGGAGACUAUCUUAUAUUCAUUGGUGGUACUUGGGGUCUUGGAGCCCCUACACAGCAAUCCACUACAGCCAGUGUGUCAGUCAAAGUUUUUAAAGCGGAUUCAACAUUGCCGGGAUGCGGAUGUUCCAAUUGUUCGUCCAACUGGAAUACACUAACCACCACAUGUGUAACAAGUCCCCCAGAUGAUAUCACGAACGCCUACAAAUUUUUCUCUUAUAACACCACUGUAUAUACUUGCAUGCCUGGCUACCAAUCAAAUGGUGGGAAAAGUGUCAUUGCUUACAAAGGGACUCAAUGGGAGCAUACGGACUUCAACUGUACAAGAUUAACUGCCUGUGUGUUUACCACUAACACAAUAAUAUACAACAUCACAACUUUACAAGAAAAAGUAGACGACCAGAAAAAGAAUCUCACGAUUGAUACCAAAAACACGAGUGCGUACCGCCGAUCCUUGACAUGCGCAUCAGACCCCAGACCAAGCGCCGCGCAUGUCGGUUAUCUAGGGAUCUGUAUCCUCUGUGUUACUGGCGGAUUGCUCCUUUGUGCUGAUCUGUCACAUUUAGCGAAAUCAGACGAAAAUGAGCACUACUACGAUUAUUGAACUAUUUUGUAUCAUACGAUGACUAGAUGGUCGUGGCCCCUUUUUAACGAUAUUACUCUCCUUGGGAUGAAGAGCUCUAUAUUUUAAUAUAUUAUAUUUACAUCUACCAAGUAUAAUUUUCUCUAUUUCUUGUGGAAAGUUAUAGUUAAUUCAUAGCUCUAUAGAAACAGCCAGACUGAAAUCUACA